AUGUCCCUCUCCAUCCUGCGCCUGCAUCACUCCACUCUCAGGCCAUCCCUCAUCCGCCGACUAACACAAUGUAGAAACUACAGUUCCAAACCACCAGACUAUGCAUUUGCCUUCGAUAUCGACGGUGUACUCCUCCGCGGUCGUACCCCCCUCCCUGGUGCCACAAAAUCACUUCGAAAACUCCAAGAUAACCAUGUGCCGUUUAUACUUCUUACAAAUGGUGGUGGGAAACAUGAAUCCGAGCGAACGGAGGAAUUAUCUCGGCUUCUUGAUGUUCCUAUAACUGAAGAUAUGUUUAUACAAUCCCAUACGCCGUUUAAGGGACUCGUGGGGCGGUAUAAUAGUGUCUUGGCCGUAGGAGGUGAAGAGGUUGGGGAAGGUGAAGGAUGGAAGAAUGACAAGAUCGGGAAGAGCGGGGAAGGUGGUGUUAGAGAGGUCGCUGAGAGACAUUGGGGCCCGACUUUGCAUAUUAUUAUCGACCUUCUACUCUCCGCACGAGGGGAACUCGGAACAUACAGUAACACUAAUGGCGUUGAAGUCCCCGGGAAAGGGAAAUAUCAGAACAACAACCAACCUGACGUGUGGUGGUCGAAUAACGAUUUAUGGUGGCAAGGAGAGUACCACUUGCCUAGAUUAGGUCAAGGCGGGUUUAGGGCAGCAGUCGAGGGCGUGUGGAGUAAGAUUACAGACGGAGAAGAGCUGAGAGCCACGACCAUCGGGAAGCCAUUCAAGGAAACCUACGCAUAUGCCGAAAGCGUACUUAACAACCUCUUGAAGAAGGACAUGGGAGAACAAGCAAGAGUUAAGAGAGUAUACAUGGUGGGGGAUAACCCGAGAAGUGACAUCAUGGGAGCAAAUGGAUACGGCUGGUAUAGUCUACUGCUAGAGACUGGUGUUUUUAAGAGGGAUAGAGAGGGCGGUGAAGCAGCAUUGAAGGAUGAUAUGAGGCCGAGGCAGAUAUUGAAGAACGUAGAGGCGGCUGUUGAUUUCGGGAUGAGCAGGGGUGGGACAUCUUGA
Molecule: messenger RNA, 1017 nt
Organism: Orbilia oligospora ATCC 24927
Lineage: Eukaryota; Fungi; Ascomycota; Orbiliomycetes; Orbiliales; Orbiliaceae
Exons: 3
Coding region: 1-1017 (338 amino acids)
Biological process (GO): glycerophospholipid biosynthetic process
Cellular component (GO): mitochondrion
Source: RefSeq, a predicted model, not a curated record